AUGGAAGAGGAGACCUGUGGAUGGUUCAUCUUGAACAAAGGGAUUUUGAAAGUAUGGGAGGGAGUAUGCGCUCUGCUUGUUGACACCGAUGUUCACUUCUUCAAAGUCCGGGACGGAAGAAUUUUCGGCAUUACUCUAGAAAAUGCGGCUGUCACUGAGAUGAUCUCCGAUGGCUACUGGAGCUGUGUGGAAGUAACUGGGAAAUUAGAAAAGGGAAAUGGAUCCUUUUACUAUCACGCAGAUAGUCCGAGAAAUGCCUACACCAUGCUGCAGCACACGCUGGAUUUUUCUAAGGAGUGCAUCUCUUCGCUGCUGGUCCGACUGGAUCCAGAUCCGCUCAGGUGUCGCGAUAUUGAUUGGAUCUCUGAACGAAUCACCACAUGGUCUCAAUUUGGCCGAUAUUUCUGUAGCGAAGCUCAAGUAGUGCUGGACUCUAAUAUGCCCCUGUGA
Necator americanus (New World hookworm) is the source of this 450-nucleotide messenger RNA. RefSeq lists its product as uncharacterized. NCBI's taxonomy places the organism in Eukaryota, Metazoa, Nematoda, Chromadorea, Rhabditida, Ancylostomatidae. The transcript is spliced from 3 exons. The record is from RefSeq and is a predicted model, not a curated record. Bases 1 to 450 code for a protein of 149 amino acids.